Messenger RNA from Falco peregrinus (peregrine falcon), 6283 nucleotides. RefSeq names its product GLI family zinc finger 1 (gene GLI1). Gene Ontology annotation, biological process: smoothened signaling pathway; regulation of transcription by RNA polymerase II. The coding region runs from base 440 to 4354 and encodes 1304 amino acids. Gene Ontology annotation, cellular component: nucleus. The record is from RefSeq and is a predicted model, not a curated record. Lineage: Eukaryota; Metazoa; Chordata; Aves; Falconiformes; Falconidae. Gene Ontology annotation, molecular function: DNA-binding transcription factor activity, RNA polymerase II-specific; RNA polymerase II cis-regulatory region sequence-specific DNA binding. The transcript has 13 exons.
GCCGCCGCCGCCCAAGUUGGCGGAGCGGGACCCGCCGCCCCGCCAGUUCUGCCGGGACGCGCCGCCCCCGCGGGGCUCGGGCAACUUUCUCCGGGCGCCCGGGGCGGGCCGGGGAAGCGCGGGGGGCGCCGCGCCGUCCCGCCCCGCCCGCCAGGGUCCCGCUGGAUGUGCCGCUUCUCGCCCGGACCGAGCCGCAGCUGCAGCCGGGGGGAGGGAGAGCGCGGAGCCGCGGGACCCGCCGCCCCGCCCGGGGCCGCGCGGAGCCACCCGGAGCACCCCCGGGACAUCCCUUUGCCGUGGCUCAGGGCCGAGGUCUGCGCUGGGCACCGCAGUGAGGCGGCAGCACAGGGGGCUGUGCACCCUGGGCAGACCCCGGCCGGCUCCAGCCCCUCGGCGAGGACCAGAUGUGUUCCUGAGCCUGGCCAGGCCCCGCCGCGACAUGUUCAACCCCGUCAGCCCCCCGGCCACCGGCUAUGCUGAGCACUGCUGCCUGCGCCCCCCCCACGGACCAGCCCCGGGUGCCCCAGGGCCACAAGGACUUGACUUUCCCUUAUGCCAUCAGUCAAACCUCAUGAGCGGUCACCGUGGUUAUGGGUUGGUGCCAGGAACUGAGCACCCAGGCAGUGGUGACGGCUCACGGUUCUCAACGCCCCGUGGUGCAGGCAAACUGGGCAAAAAGCGGGCACUGUCCAUCUCACCCCUGUCAGACUCCAGCAUUGACCUGCAGACGGUAAUCCGCACCUCACCCAACUCCCUCGUUGCCUUCAUCAACUCCCGCUGUGCCUCUGCCAGUGGCUCCUAUGGCCACCUCUCCAUCAGCACCAUCAGUCCAUCACUGGGAUUCCAGAGUCCAUCAGGUCAGCAGAAGGGCCAAGGCCACCUGUACAGCCACACACCCCCCCCACCACCACCAUGUAGCUCCCAUGAGCACCUGUCCACCCGCCCAGGGCUCCGCCACCAUGCCCCAGCUUGUGGGACCCUCAAACACUGCCAGCAGCUGAAGUUGGAGUGGAGCCUGAGCAGCCCUCUGACUGUCAAAUACCCAGAGAAGAGGUCCGAGGGCGAUAUCUCCAGCCCAGCUUCCACAGGCACCCAGGACCCCUUGCUGGGGAUGCUCGAUGUUCGGGAAGAUCUGGAGAAGGAGGACGGGAAACCUGAGUCUGAGACCGUGUAUGAAACGAAUUGCUACUGGGACGGCUGUGCUAAGGAGUUUGAUACGCAGGAGCAGCUGGUGCAUCACAUCAACAAUGAGCAUAUCCAUGGGGAGAAGAAGGAGUUUGUGUGCCACUGGGCAGCAUGUUCCCGAGAGCAGAGGCCCUUCAAGGCUCAGUACAUGUUGGUGGUGCACAUGCGACGUCACACAGGCGAGAAACCCCACAAAUGCACGUUCGAAGGCUGUAACAAAGCCUACUCACGCCUGGAGAACCUCAAGACACAUCUGCGCUCACACACGGGUGAAAAACCCUACGUGUGUGAACACGAGGGUUGCAACAAGGCCUUCUCCAAUGCUUCUGACCGGGCCAAGCAUCAAAACCGCACUCACUCCAAUGAGAAGCCCUAUGUGUGCAAGAUUCCAGGCUGCACCAAGCGCUACACAGACCCCAGUUCCCUGCGCAAACACGUGAAGACGGUGCACGGCCCUGAUGCCCAUGUCACCAAGAAGCACCGGGGGGAUGUGGUGCCAGGCCGUGCACUGCCCACCCCCAGUGGCCCCCUAGACAUGAAGCAGGAGAAAGACACAAAUGGCCCCAUGGAUGCCCGGAAGGAUGACGGCAAGCUCUUGGUGCCCGACUUGGCCUUGAAGCCGCAGCCCAGCCCAGGUGGGCAGUCGUCCUGCAGCAGUGACCACUCCCCACUUGGCAGCACCACCAACAAUGACAGUGGAGUGGAGAUGGCGGGUAACGCAGGUGGGAGCUACGAGGAUCUGUCCACACUGGAGGAUGUGGUGCCCGGUGAGCCUAUGGGCACCUCGGGUCUCAUGGCCCUCCACAAGCUAGAAAAUCUUCGCAUUGAUAAACUGAAGCAGAUGAGGAAGCCAUCGGCUACCAAGGGCCUGAAUUUGCCAGCCAUCCCUGGAGCCGGCCUGCCUGGGGAGGUGCCUGGGAUCCCCCUGCCACCGCCAGCUGCCUCGCACCGGCGCAUUGCGGAGCUGUCAGCAGCAGAGACGGGCAUGCCACUGAACGAGCGCCGAAGCAGUGCCACCAGUACUAUAAGCUCAGCCUACACUGUGAGCCGGCGCUCAUCCCUGGUGUCCCCGUACCUGGCUGGGCCAUGCCUGGGUGGUGAGGCAGGGGCAGUGCCUGGCGCGGCAAGCCUGGCAGACGGCUAUGACCCCAUCUCUCCGGACGAGUCGCGACGCUCCAGUGAUGCCAGCCACUCCGGAGGGCUGCCAGGUGUGGGCAGCCUUACCCCAGCCCAGCGCUACUGUCUCAAGGCCAAAUACGCUGCAGCCACAGGUGGCCCACCCCCAACCCCACUGCCCAGCGUGGAGCGGGUGGGCAUGGGUGGCCACGGCAGCUUACCUGGGGACUACCUUGGGCCAGUCAAACCCCGCUUCCUUGCAAAUGGUUUGCUGCGAAGGCACAGUUCCAAUGACUACACGGGCUAUGCAGGCAGCAUUCCCCCUCACCUCGUGCCCCGGAAUGGUGUGCGGCGGGCCAGCGAUCCUGCCCGGACUGCAGCCAACCCUCAUGCUGUGCCCAAGGUGCAUCGUUUUAAGAGCAUGGGUAACGUGAAUGUGCCAGGAGCAGGCAGAACUGCUCUGCAGCCCUUGGGUGGUUCUGAUGCUAACCUUCAGCACCAUGUCUUCUCCUCGCGCCCACCCAGCAUCAGUGAAAAUGUCUUCCUGGAGAGCGUGAGCAUAGAAGGCCCUGGUGCAGGCGUGGAGUCUGGCUUGCUAGAGAUGGAACAGUACUUGAACUACCCUGAGGAAAGCUUCCCUUGCCAGGGGACCGGUGUGGAGCUGCAAUGUGAAGGCCUCUAUAGCAGUGCUCACCAGACCACAGCGGGUAUGCAGCUGAACACAGGAGGGCAUGGGGACAUGGAGGAGGGGUUGCUUCAGUCCGAGUUCUCCCUCCCUCAGUGCCAGAUGAACCAGCACUUCACAAGUAUGCAUGCUGGCAACGGGACUAUGCCAGCUCCUUGGGAUGAACCUCCCCAAAGCAAUCUGGAGAUGAGUUCUGGGCAGCCAAGUGUCAGUGCUUCUGCUGCUGCCAUGUCGGGGCCACACUGUCACCAUCAAAGUACUGACUACCCACUACCCAGUUCUUGUGGGCACCAACCCAAACUUGUGAGCUCGUGCCAGGACGGUGGGUUUUCUGGGGGGCACUGGCUUAACCGACUACAGAUCAAAUCUGAGCAGCAUUACCCAGUACCUGCCCCAGCACUUGCUCCCUGCCAGAAUGCCAAGCUUGCUGGGCCCGUGCAGUGUCCUGCAUCAUUCGGCCAAGCCAUGAAUGUAGGGUCUGGUGGCUACCAGUCUGAGGAACAGGCACCUGUUAGUUACAUGGGCAUGUUGAGCCCGGGCACUAGAAGAGCCCAGACCCCCACCAUGCAGACCAAAGAAGUGAUGGUCCGUAGCUAUGUGCAGGCCCAGCAGGCUUUGAUGUGGGGAGACCAACUAACCUCCAAGGGAGGGGAGGCUGGCAUGGGGCUGGGCAGUGAACCUGGGCAGUGCCAAGCUGUGCAGGCACCACUGUAUCUCAGCCCCAAAUACUCUGGUUACCAAACCAAACCAGAUCACCCGCAGGGUCUGGCAGAGACCCAGCACCUCCUAAACGCCCCAUGCUUCAACCCAGAGAUGGUGCCUCACCCACCUGGUGGCCCUAAACCACCUGGUCACCAAAACAGUCUGAACUAUGUGGGCAACCUGGCUCAGCCAAGUCAUUCCUACGAGGGAGUGGAAGCCAGCUCCCGGCGCGUGCUUCGCUUGCCCCCUGCCCGUCCCACACCUGAGGGGCCCAGUAAUGCCCUGCUGUGUUACCCAGGCCAGAGCAUGCAUUUGCAGGUGGGCAAAGGUGGGCAUAAGCUGCUGGGCCAAAUGGCGGCAAGCUGUGGGGGUCCCGGGCAUUAUGGUGGGAGCUUGGAAGGACUCAAAGGCAGCUCAUAUUGCUACCUGGAUUCAGGGGAGCAGGUGGCCAACAGCCUGGACUCCUUGGACUUGGAGAAUACGCACCUUGACUUUGCUGCCAUUGUGGAAGAUCCAGAGACACCUGCGCUGCUGCCUGGGCCCGCAAGCCCUGCUGGUGGCCUCCUGCUUCCUGCAUCUGGUGGUGCCAACAUGGCUGUGGGUGACAUGAGCUCCAUGUUGAGCACUCUGGCAGGGGAGAGCCAUUUCCUCAACUCCCUGUCAUAACUAGGAGGUACCAGCCUAAGGUGGGCAUGUCAGCAACUGGGGGGGGCAAACCACAUCUGGGCAGAGGUGUGAAAUCCCUUCACAUGCAGAGUUAUGCCUGGUGCAGGGGAGGAAGUUGGGGAGAAACACCCUGGAGUCUCCCCUUCUCCAGUCUGUGUCAGGUUCCUUCAGGGGAGAGACCUUGCUAGGUCCCAGACAGCCACAACCCUGAUCAGGCACUUCAGGUCACCUCUUGUGGGGGGAACUGGUUUUACUGAGCCCUUCCACUCCAGUGCCUGGAACCUCUCCCUGCCUCAUGUGGCCCUCGGCCCUCUGGACAGGGCGGCGCUGCACAGUCUUAAAUGGCGAAACCAAAGAGUUCCACCCUCCCCAAUCCCGUGGGCAGGCCCCAUCCCUUGGUUGCCACUCUCCCCCUAGUCCCAGUCUCUGUCAGGACUGCAAUCACUCCUUGCUUGGCAAGCUCCCCCCCUCCCCCAUCUUGCUCAAGGAGGAUGAAGGGGGAGGCAAUUCUCCACCACAGGGAUGCUGGCAGGGGGCUUGGGGUGCCUGGCACUGCUCGUGUCACUCUGUACAUAGUGUGCAUAUGUGUAUGUCUUCCCUGUGGGUGUUGCCCCAGCUUUUCUUUUGUUGGAAAGAAACAGCAGUGCCUCCCCUCCCCAUUAAACCCUUUCUCAGGGGAGUGUGAGCUGUGCGGUUUUUUAUCCCUGCAGAUGGGCUCCAAGCUGCACCCUUGUGCCAGGAGCUGUACAGCCCCCUCCCCUGCCCCCUCUCUCGUUCCCUCAUCUGGUACCAAGAUCCACUUAUGCCUGGCCCUGCAGAAGCACCCCGUCGUUGGGUUGGCAACCCAUCCAUAGCACAUACUGCAUAGGCAGCCACGUUGCUCCCAUGGCAGGGGUUGGUGGAGGUCAGGGCAGUGCAGUCACUGUAUGGCAGACCUGGCAGCACUGAACAAAAGCGCUGGCAGAAGCACAGCGAGACCCAGGUGCACGCGGAGGCAUAGUCUCAAGGUAUGGCAUAAUCUUAAGGUAUGGCUCACUGGCUCUGGGGCUAUGCUUGGAACUGGUGCUUUUCUCUCAGACCAUCUUGGCAUCUCUGGGAGCUACUCCAGGCUUUUCCUUGGGCAUUGAGGCACCCCCUUGGUACCUCUAGGGCUGCCCUGAGUGCUGAGGGUUCUUGGUAGGGUCUCUGGGGCUGUUGACUGUUUCUGAGCGCUUGUCUUCCUGCUUCUACAGUGUCCUCAGUUCAGCACUGGGCAUUUCAAACCUAUACAUCUAUACAUUGGAUGGUGUAGGGCAUUGUGGUGUCUCUGGGGAUGCUCCAGGGCUCUUUCUAGGCUUAGUACAUUGCUGGGGCUGUUCUCCAGGCCUCUGAGUGGAUGGCUGGGCUGCUCCAGACAUGCUGGGGUGUUCCCAGUUACUCCAGGGCUCCUGCAGUUUGUCUGGGCUUUCCCAAAACCUCCGAGUCAUGCUCAAGAGCAUCUUUCCUGGUUCCUGGGCCAGUUCUCAGACUGACUGGGUUUCCUGCAGGGUCUGAAGAUGUCCUGUCGGUGUCUCAGGGGCUUUCCGGGACUUUGCUGCCAGGGUGGGUCCUCGGGGGCUGCGGGCUCUGGGCCCUUCCCGACCGCGGGGGGCUUCCUCGGGGUGGCCAGGGGCGCCCAGCCUGCAGGGUCACACUUCAGACCCGCGGGGAGUGCUCGGGGGCUCCAGGGUUUCCCCCCAACCCUGUGGCCUGCGGGUCCGUUUCCCGGGGGGUUACGAGCAUCCCUGCGCACCCUCCCGGGCCCACACCGGGAACCGGAGUUUCCAUGGCGACGGCUCGGCGUCAGCCCGCAGCAAGCAGACGGCCAGAGCCCCGCCGGGGGGGCUGCCUGGGUCUACAGCCCGCAGCCCCGUGCCCAGCCCACAGUCCCCUGCUCAGCCCGCAACACCG